This is a messenger RNA of Alnus glutinosa, 540 nucleotides long. Its product is annotated as xanthotoxin 5-hydroxylase CYP82C4-like. The coding region runs from base 1 to 540 and encodes 179 amino acids. The record is from RefSeq and is a predicted model, not a curated record. Gene Ontology annotation, biological process: defense response to other organism. The transcript is spliced from 2 exons. Lineage: Eukaryota; Viridiplantae; Streptophyta; Magnoliopsida; Fagales; Betulaceae. Gene Ontology annotation, molecular function: oxidoreductase activity, acting on paired donors, with incorporation or reduction of molecular oxygen; monooxygenase activity; iron ion binding.
AUGCAGGCACUUGUCCUUGGUGGUGGCAGUGACACUACAGCAGGGACGAUCUCAUUACUCCUGAACAAUCGACAUGCGUUGAAGGGGGCAGAAGAAGAAUUAGACCUUCACGUUGGUAUGGGCAGACAGGUUGAUGAUUCCGACAUAAGAAGCCUCGUUUAUCUUCAAGCCAUUAUCAAGGAAUUGAAACCCUCCGCCUAUACCCAGCUGAUUCAAAGAGAUCCAAGGGUUUGGACCGAUCUGUAUGCUUUCCAACCGGAGAGAUUUCUCGCAGGCCAUAUGAGUACUGUUGAUGUCAGAGGUCAACACUUUGAACUUAUUCCCUUUGGCCCCGGCAGACGGUCAUGCCCGGGUGUGUCGUUUGCGCUCCAAGUCCUUAACUUUAGACUUGCUCGACUCCUCCAUGCCUUUGACUUGGCAACCCCAUUGGAUGAUCAGCCUGUUGAUAUGACUGAAAGCCCAGGUUUAACUAUUCCAAAAGCUACUCCAUUAGAGAUUCUCCUUACACCACGCCUUCCUGCCAAACUCUAUGGCUAUUAA